AUGCGUAGAUCUGCGACCACAGCCACCGCUCUCUUGCUUGGGGCUGCGACCCUCGCCUCCGCACAAACGUAUCAGCGGCUCGGGGCCUGUCCCAAGCUGGGGUGCGUGUUCCCCCCCGAUCAGACUGAGUUCCUCGCGGGACAGUUGUUCGAUAUUCGCUUGGAGGUCCAUGCCCCCGUGAACGGUUCCGAAGCGACAAAUGGAGUUCCCGAUGAGAAGUUUACAUUCUGCAUUCAAAAUGGGAAAGGCCCAUGCGAGGACGCGAACAAGUUCUUCAAGGCGAAGGAGCCUACGUUGGAAAAGUGGACCUUCCAGUACUAUGAAGAUCUCUUUGCCAGAGACGCAAAAACCCCCACGGUCGUUAAUGUCGCUGCGAAGGCUUACCGUGCUCUCUCUCUGUCCCAGCCUGGAACCUACGCGGCUAAGCUCACCUACAAUGGUGGCGGCCAGACUGUCGCCAACUGGGUCGUUCGUAAACCUGCCACCCACCGCAAAGCCAAGAACGUUCUCUUCUUCAUUGGCGAUGGCAUGACCCAGGCCAUGAUCACCGCUGCUCGUCUCAUUGCGCACAAGUCCAUCAACGGCAAGUACCAGUCCCUCAUGCAGAUGGACCAGAUGGACAACCUUGGCCACCAAAUGACCCACUCCAUCGACUCGUUCAUCACCGACUCUGCCAACUCUGCGACUGCUCUGUACACUGGAAAGAAGUCGACGGUCAACGCUUUGGGCGUUUAUGUCGAUAGCUCCAAGACCCCCUUUGACGACCCCAAAGUUGAAACCAUCGCUGAGCUUUUCCGUCGUCGCAUUGGUGGUGCUCUUGGAAUUGUGUCGACCGCUUACAUUGCCGACGCAACUCCUGCUGGCCUCUGCUCACACACUAGGGAUCGUGGUCAAUAUGCCUCCAUCGUCACCGAGUACCUUUACAAUGCUACUUUCCUCAAUUCAACAUUCGCAUGGCCAACCAGUUGCCAAGGUCCAGAUGUCAUCUUCGGAGGAGGCGCUGAACAAUUCAUUGCCGGAAAAGGCUCCCCCAAUGGUACCGACUUUUACAAGGCAUUCCAGGCGCAAGGCUAUAACGUCAUCCACAACAACACCGAACUCCAAGCCGCCGGAACCAAGGACAAGACGUUGGGGAUCUUCUCGGUCUCGAACAUGGCCAAGUGGAUCGAUAGGAAUGUGAUGCGGGAUAACUUGAAGGGGAUGAAGGAUAGCCCUACUGGAGAUGGCACUGAUGCGACUGAUCAGCCUGGGUUGAAGGAAAUGACGAUCAAGGCCAUUGAUAUUCUCCAGGCUCGUCAGAAGAAGGGUAAGGGUGAGGGUUGGUUCAUGAUGUCUGAGGCUGCGAGCAUUGACAAGAUGAUGCACGUAUUGGACUACGAUCGUGCCCUUGGUGAUCUUUUGGAACUGGAUGAUACUAUCCGUGCUUCUAUUGAUCAUCUCAAGAAGAUUGGUGAAUACAAGAACACCUUGAUUGUCGUUACUGCUGAUCAUGGACAUGGCUUCGAUGUCUUUGGUGGUGCUGACACCAAAUAUCUUGCUGCGCAAUCCACUGACCGCAAGAAGCGUGACGCUGUUGGCGUCUACGCAAACUCGGGUUUGAGUGGUUACACAACUUCCCCCGGUUCUCUGCCCAACAACCAAACCGGACCCAACUUCCCCGUCCAAUGGAACCCCCGCUACACCUAUGCUGCCGGCUUUGGCGCAAACCCCGACCAUCGCGAGACGUAUGCCAUCAACACCAAGGGCCCCCGUGUCCCUGCUACCGCUGGCACUGAUGGCACUUACGGCGUCAACCCUGCUGACAACCAGGCUGGUUUCACAGUUGAGGGCACCCUUCCCACUGACGAAUCACAGGGUGUUCACUCGCUCACCGACGUAUCGGUCUUCGCUAACGGACCUGGCGCAGAGGCGUUUAAAGGCGUUUACAACAGCAUUGAUAUCUUUUUCAAAAUUGCGGAUGCUUUGGCGUUGGGUAGAACCGAUGGGCAUUAA
Molecule: messenger RNA, 1992 nt
Organism: Laccaria bicolor S238N-H82
Lineage: Eukaryota; Fungi; Basidiomycota; Agaricomycetes; Agaricales; Hydnangiaceae
Exons: 17
Coding region: 1-1992 (663 amino acids)
Biological process (GO): dephosphorylation
Molecular function (GO): alkaline phosphatase activity
Source: RefSeq, a predicted model, not a curated record